Saitoella complicata NRRL Y-17804 is the source of this 1212-nucleotide messenger RNA. RefSeq lists its product as uncharacterized. Gene Ontology annotation, biological process: regulation of transcription by RNA polymerase II. Bases 1 to 1212 code for a protein of 403 amino acids. Gene Ontology annotation, cellular component: SAGA complex. The record is from RefSeq and is a predicted model, not a curated record. NCBI's taxonomy places the organism in Eukaryota, Fungi, Ascomycota, Saitoellomycetes, Saitoellales, Saitoellaceae. The transcript is spliced from 3 exons. Gene Ontology annotation, molecular function: transcription coactivator activity.
AUGGUGAACCAGUCGCCAGCACCUCCCAGUAACAGGGUCAGUACUCCCGUCAACGGCGCAAACGGAGCGACAAAUUCCCCGGCGGUAUCUGGUGUCGCAGGGACGCCAACCGCGAACAACAAGCCUGCGAGGCCGAAACCGAGGGUUGACGUGGAGUCGUUGGUGAAUCAACUACAGACGUCGCUGGGCGAAGGAUGGCAGCAGUAUACGAAGACCGUGACGGACUUUAUUACCGGGAAGGCGAUACGUCCGGAGUUCGAUCAGCAGAUAUGCGAACUUUUGGAUAAGAAGCAGAUCAAGUUGCAUAACGAGAUCAUGAUGGCGAAUUUGGCGAAUGUGAUACGAGAUGUACCGCCUAUGACGGGGAAUCAUCCGACGGAGUGGAGCAAGAAAAGGAAGGAACCGCCGAGGAAUAAUGGUGGGAAAGGGGAUGCCAAGUCCAAGCGGCUCAAGGAGGAGAUCAUGAGCUUGCCUCCGAGGGAACGACAUCGUAUCAGAGCGAUCGGAAGAGAUGCACAACGACGACCGACGCCGCUUCCAAGUACGCUGUGGGAAUCACGACAGGCGAAGGUGCCUAAGGUUCCCCAGACGAGAGAUAAGCUUGGCACAGACACCACUUUCGCGCAUGAUAUUCAACAGGGUUUUCAGGCCCCACUUGCGGCCGACGCGCUCGAAAUCCCGGAUCAAAACAACCUGAAGGACCGCGUUCAAGGUAUCGCGCUGCAGCAUGGAUUACUAGGGGGCGUCGCAAAAGGCGUUCCGCAGGUUUUGUUGGCGGGUUUAGAGAACCACCUGAAGGCAGUACUCGAGAGCACGAUCACCCGAGUGAGAAAAACGCAGAUGGACGGUGCACCAUUACCUGAGGCCGCAGCUUCGGGAUCUAGUAACUCUGGAUCCGGAUCGCGUCCAUCGACUACUGCUGGCGAGCAGGAACUGCCGGCAGGGUCUGCAAUCACGGUGGACGAACUGACGCUGUCCCUGGAUUUGUACCCUGAGACACUUAUUGAGGGAUAUCCCACGUUCGAGAGGAUUAAGAGUGUGACUUUGGGAGACGCAUACGCGUCAUUGACACCGCCUCAGUCCGAUGGUGAUGAAGAUCCCCGGAAGAAGAUCGUUAGGGAUGCGUAUGAAUUGGAUGCAGCAGUGAAGCGUGAUCCGACCUUGAAGGAAAGGAUGGAAUUGGCAGGCAUAUUGGAUGAGAUUCUGGCGUAA